Molecule: messenger RNA, 939 nt
Organism: Haemonchus placei
Lineage: Eukaryota; Metazoa; Nematoda; Chromadorea; Rhabditida; Trichostrongylidae
Source: the annotation of a GenBank genome assembly
AUGAGCGAGGAACAGAACGAAGGCGAAAUUAUGGAGGUCAUGCCUAAGGAAAAUGUGGACGCGGUUAAGAACAAAAAGGCCACUUAUGAGAUACAAGAUCAGAUAUCAAAAGGUUCAAGAGGUUGCAUCUUCCAAGUGCUGAGGCUCGAAGACAAGAAACCUCUUGCAAUGAAAUGCGAAGCACUGAAAGUAAAGAAUGCGCUGUUAAAACAUGAAGCGAAAGUGUAUGAGGCUUUGAAGUCAUUCUAUUCGCCUCAUUUCCUCAGUUUUGAGGAUCGUGGGGUUGUUGAAGAACGGUUCACUUUUAUAGUGCUCAAACUGAUAGGGAAGAAUCUAGCUGACGUGCAAUGGAAAUGUCCAGACAGAAAGUUUUCUUUGAUAACAGCAUUGCACAUAGGCGAACAAACGUUGGCCGCCAUUCGUGAUCUCCACUUUUGCGGAUAUAUUCACCGCGAUAUCAAGCCACAUAACUUUGCUAUUGGGCGAGAAGAAGACAAAAACUACCACACAGUCUACAUAAUCGAUUUCAAGUUCGCCCGCCGGUUCAAGACCGAGACGAAGGAUUUACGGCUAGAACGUGCACAGGCGGCUUUCAGAGGUACACCACGGUAUGCCAGCAUUACAGCGCUCAGCAUGAAAGAGCAAUCCCGCAAAGACGACCUGGAGUCGUGGUGGUACAUGAUGGUAGAGUUUAUGGUAGGGAGGCUUCCAUGGGCGGAUUUGGCCGAUCAAAAGCUUCUGAAAGCUACACCAGAAGAAUACAUGACCAAUAUUAUUUUGUAUAUUGAUACCCUUCAAUAUAAUUCAAUACCAGAUUAUGAUUAUGUAGCAGCGAAUUUAGCGACAUCCGUCAAAGCGUACUAUCUGCAUAAGGAUGCACCACCAGAUUGGGAUCUUAUGGCUGAAUACAAAGGUCCACGUUAUGAAAAGACUGUUUAG